Amphibalanus amphitrite is the source of this 526-nucleotide messenger RNA. RefSeq names its product type-2 ice-structuring protein-like. The record is from RefSeq and is a predicted model, not a curated record. The annotation marks the transcript as partial. NCBI's taxonomy places the organism in Eukaryota, Metazoa, Arthropoda, Thecostraca, Balanomorpha, Balanidae. Gene Ontology annotation, molecular function: signaling receptor activity. The transcript has a single exon.
AUGCCGCUGCGCGCCGUCUCCCUGUGCGGCGCCCUGCUGCUGCUGGCCGCCGCUCCGACAGCACUCGGCCGUCCAGACGUGACGCUCGGCGACAUCGUCCGCAACCUGACCGCGCCGGCCGACAGCGUGCCCUGCGCCGAGCUCGGCCGGGCCGUGGAGGCUCUGCAGCAGCAGCUGACGGCCGCCCAGUCGAGCGGCGGCCAGUGUCCGGCCGGCUGGAGCCGCCACCGGCACAGCUGCUACCUGAUGCCGGCCGUGACGGCCACCUGGUUCGGUGCCAGCGCGCUGUGUCCGGCCAUGGACCGCCGGGCCCGGCUCGCCUCGGUGCACAACGACAACCACCAGUUUGUCGAGGAGCUGGUGGCCUCCAGUGACGCCACGUACGCGUGGCUGGGCGGAGCGCGGCUGAAGUCGGGCGGCACCGACUGGGCCUGGCAGGACGGCACUCCGUUCGACUAUGUCAACUGGGCCGCCGGACAGCCGAACAACUCGGGAGAGGACUGCACCUGUCUCCAGGGCCCUAAGA